Molecule: messenger RNA, 1494 nt
Organism: Vollenhovia emeryi
Lineage: Eukaryota; Metazoa; Arthropoda; Insecta; Hymenoptera; Formicidae
Product: odorant receptor 67a-like
Exons: 9
Coding region: 83-1345 (420 amino acids)
Biological process (GO): detection of chemical stimulus involved in sensory perception of smell; sensory perception of smell
Cellular component (GO): plasma membrane
Molecular function (GO): olfactory receptor activity; odorant binding
Source: RefSeq, a predicted model, not a curated record
AAUAUUCAACAUACAUCUCCGAUUUUACGACAAUCAACAUUAAACGGAAUUUUUAAUAGGAGAUUGAUGACGGCAAUGCUUCAUGCUGAAAUUGACGGUCUACGUUGGUAAUGUGAAUUUCGCUUUUGUAAUAAUAGCAGUAGGAGACAAGAGAGACGGAAUGGAUGAUAUCGAGCAGUUCUUUAAGGAUCGGCAUUAUAACAUCGCACGAAUACUAUUAAGUAUCUGUGGAGUAUGGCCUUUCAAUACCCGAAACAGGCGCUACAUUAUAUAUUUUGCAAUGACACUGAUGCUCGGAUCUGCUUUUAUAUUCGAAAUAUUGGGUAUAAUUGACAUUCGGCACGAUUCCGUCGAAAUAAUCGAUGCUGUGCCGAUGAUAUGUUUUACUAUAUUGUGCGCAAGUAAAAUGUUUUGUGCGGUACAUACACUACCACAGAUUAAAGUGCUUCUCAUAAAGAUGCAAGAGUACUGUCUUUCCCCAAAAUCGGACGAGGAGACUAAGAUACAGAAUUCGCACGCGGAAUAUGGGCGAAAGUUAAGCUACGCUUAUACGGGUUUCAUACUAAGCCACAGUGUCGUUUAUCUACUUUCGACAUUAUUAGCAAGACUUGUCUACAUGAAAUCUGAGAAAAUUGAUGAGACAUCAAAUGCACAAAUAGGACUGCCUCAUCGCGUUAAUUACAUUAUUGAUCUAGACACGUAUUACGUUCCAAUUUUUAUACACUGCGCGAUAUGCGACUUUACGUUGACAUUCUUAUUAGUUGUAUUUGAUGUUCUGUAUUUAAUAGUGGUCGAACACUGCUGUGGUUUGUUCGCGGCUUUGAGAUACCGGCUGGAAAUUGCGUUAGUUUUCGAAAAAGAACAAUUGUCGACGACAAAGGAUAAAUCUUAUUCGAAUAUCGUGUACAGUAUUCGCAGACACGUAGAAACAAUGCAAUUUGUUGCCAUUAUGGAGUCAGUAUACAGUUUAUCUCUUUCUAUACACAUUGGGAUGACUGUAUUUCUUAUAAGUUUUCUAGGAUAUCAGGUGAUAAACGAUAUGGAAAAUCUUGAUCGUAUUCUCAAACCUAUAGCUUUAUUAAAUGGAGUUUUAAUUAACCUUUUCUUCGAAAAUUGGCAGGGUCAGAAAAUCAUAGAUUCCAGCGAGAGAGUGUUCGAAUCUGCAUAUAAUUCAGAAUGGUAUAGUAUGCCGAUAUCAGCGAGAAAGCUUCUUAUAAUGAUGAUGAAGAGAAGUGAAAAACCAUCGAUACUAAGAAUGAGUAAACUCGUUGUACUGUCAUAUGUCACUUUCAACACGGUUUUACGUACGUCAUUGUCAUACUUUAUGCUACUACGAUCUUUGUAAUAAAAACGUAAUUACGUAGGAACGUAAUUAAUAAUAUUUAUAUUUGUCAUUUAUACGCUAGUAACAGAAAUGAGAUCUUAUUAGAUCGCACGUUUAUAAGUUAACUUUCUUUCCAGAGCUUUUUCUGUAGAUAAUUAAUUAAAGCUGUA